AUGGGCAUAGAGGCUAAGAUCAACAAGGCAGCUAGGUCACUGACCGGCUUCAAUAGAGCAACCUUAAUCACUGUGGGAAUAGUGGAGCUCGAUGUCUACUAUCCACCAGUGAUCAGCGAGCAGAAGUUCAUGAUCAUCAAUAAGGUCUCCCCCUACAAUGAUAUAUUGGGUAGCCCAUGGAUUGACAAGAUCAACGUUAUCAGUUUUGCCACACACAAGAAAAUCCACUACCUAAUUCCUGGGGGUAGUGUCAAUCAGAUCAAUAAUAAUCAGGUGAUGGCCAGUAGAUGCUCAGCUUUAGGGCUUAAAAAAAAGCAAGCAAGCACAGUUCAUACCAAUAAGCCGAACAGAACAAGCAGCGGCGGAAGCAUAUCCCAUUCUUAA
Prunus armeniaca (apricot) is the source of this 384-nucleotide messenger RNA. The record is from the annotation of a GenBank genome assembly. Lineage: Eukaryota; Viridiplantae; Streptophyta; Magnoliopsida; Rosales; Rosaceae.